AUGAGCGUAAAAGAUGGACAACCCAAGAAGUGGGGACAGAUCUACUUAGAGAAGCUGCUAAAUGGGGAUGAUGAGCCAACUCUGGAAUCCUGGAUUACACUUGAAACAGCAUUCUUGCACUACUGGAGCAAUCCAGCAGCAGCGCAAAUCGCAGAACAACGCCUGCGCGAGCUCAAGCAGCUGAAAUCAGCAAGCAAUUAUGCCACAGAGUUUAGGAUUAUAGCAAACAAACUAGAAUGGACUAAGGCAGAAGUCAGAAGCAAGCUAAUCAAGUACACCUGGCAAAAGAACAUCACUGCAUUGGACAAGCUUAUCUAUACCGCCUGUCUAGUUGAUGACACACUGUUUGAAGCGCGCAAGGAGCCAAGAAAAGACAGCAACAGCAGCAACAGCUCACCACAACGCCCUGCUCAUGGGCGCUUAAGCGAUUAUGUCUCCAAGAAGGUUCAGGAAGCAAGAAGAAACGCUGGAGAAUGCUCCAAGUGUGGGGAGAAAUCUCACAAAUGGGAGGACUGCAAGAAUGCAUGGUGCCCCAAAACAAUAGAACGUUAUAAGCCUGAAUCAGGAAAGGCUGUAGAAAUGGAAGGGCUAGAAUCGCUUCCCCAAGCAGGAAAAGUCUGA
Rhizoctonia solani is the source of this 621-nucleotide messenger RNA. Its product is annotated as Retrotransposon-derived protein PEG10. NCBI's taxonomy places the organism in Eukaryota, Fungi, Basidiomycota, Agaricomycetes, Cantharellales, Ceratobasidiaceae. The record is from RefSeq and is a predicted model, not a curated record. Bases 1 to 621 code for a protein of 206 amino acids. The transcript is spliced from 2 exons.